GUCUUUGCAGAUGUGUUGGUCAAGAAGGCAUAUGAUAAUUGGAUGCAUGUCAUAGAAUAUGAUGGUAAGGCUCUUCUGAACUUUACCAAAAAAAAGAAAGCCCUAUCAGAUUCUUCAAAUGAUCAUGAAGAGUCUCAAGUCAACCUACAAGCUUCGUUUCCUUUGGAGCAUCCUUUGGUUGAUAUGGGAGGAAGUACCAUAACUGCUGUUUAUAGUGGAAAUGAAGGGGUUACAUAUUCAAGUAGUCUUCCAAACGUAGUUUCUGAUACAAACAUGCAGUAUGAAAGCGCCUGCUUCACACCACAGAAUGAGGCAAUUGGCUCUGCUCAACAGAGCUUAAUUACUAGAAAUGAUAGUACAAGUCUGGCACUGGCUCUACCACAGCAGACAAGCAUUGGAUUCCAACCAUCAAGCCACUCCAUGGAGCAUUCAGGCUUGAACAUAUAUGAUGACUGGUCUGGUCAGCAGGACAGCCGCUGUAUGGAUGAUUUCUUCUCUGAGGAAGAGAUUCGCUUGAGAAGCCAUGAGAUGCUGGAGAAUGAGGAUAUGCAACAUUUGCUCCGAACCUUCACCAUGGGUGGAGCUUCUGUCGGUCUCCCUGAAGAUGGAUAUGGCUUUCCGCCGUAUAUGCCUUCGCCAUGUCCUAACUUCAACUUUGAUGAUGAAAGGAAUCGUUCAUCUGGUAAAGCAGUAGUCGGUUGGCUCAAGAUCAAGGCAGCUAUGAGGUGGGGCAUUUUUGUCAGGAAAAAGGCUGCUGAGAGAAGGGCAGCUCAGCUUGUUGAACUAGAAGAAUAGCAAUAUAUAUCAUAUAGGGUUAUACAUUAUUGUGUGGCUGAUUAUGUCGUAAAAUAGCUUUUAUAUCUUACACGGAUAAUGAUGCAGACUGGAGGUUUCAAAUAGGAUUCUUAGUCAAAGCUGACAAUUGCAAGUCACCGAGGCUCUACAUUAUAGUUCUCACCUGCAGCUAUCUUAUUCUGCGACUGUCUGUUGUUGAUUCAGCAAACCCUGAAAUGCCCUGCAAUAUGUACUGCAGCUGCAGAUUUUGAUGGCUUCUGAAUCUCUAUCUACUGCCAAGUUAAUAACGAGUAGAUCCUUGGUGGCGGGCACUUCUAUGUUGGAAUGCCAAUGGUUGGAAUGUUGGAUUGCAGUGCAAGACAGUUGAAAUUUACUUCA
Messenger RNA from Musa acuminata subsp. malaccensis (wild Malaysian banana), 1173 nucleotides. The record is from RefSeq and is a predicted model, not a curated record. Lineage: Eukaryota; Viridiplantae; Streptophyta; Magnoliopsida; Zingiberales; Musaceae.